Mizuhopecten yessoensis (Yesso scallop) is the source of this 1176-nucleotide messenger RNA. Its product is annotated as thioredoxin-like protein 4A. Bases 136 to 564 code for a protein of 142 amino acids. Gene Ontology annotation, biological process: mRNA splicing, via spliceosome. NCBI's taxonomy places the organism in Eukaryota, Metazoa, Mollusca, Bivalvia, Pectinida, Pectinidae. The record is from RefSeq and is a predicted model, not a curated record. The transcript is spliced from 2 exons. Gene Ontology annotation, cellular component: spliceosomal complex; U5 snRNP; U4/U6 x U5 tri-snRNP complex.
UAACUUCCGGUGAACACAACAGCGCUCGACGACUGAUUGACGAACACAAGAAACAAAUAAUUCCCCUACAUAUCCAGAGUAUUGGACAACUCAUAUUUAAUUGAUAGGGUUUGAAGUAAAAAAAAAAAGAGGAAGAUGUCGUACAUGUUGCAGCAUCUGCACAAUGGAUGGCAAGUGGACCAGGCCAUCCUAGCGGAGGAGGACAGGGUGGUUGUGAUCAGAUUCGGCCACGAUUGGGACCCCUCGUGUAUGGUAAUGGACGAAACGCUGUACAAAUGUGCCGAGAAAAUGAAAAACUUUGCGACAGUGUAUCUGGUUGACAUUACAAAGGUGCCAGACUUUAACAAAAUGUACGAGUUGUACGACCCGUGUACAAUCAUGUUCUUCUACAGGAACAAACACAUCAUGAUAGAUUUGGGCACAGGAAACAACAACAAAAUCAACUGGUCGAUGGAGGACGUGCAGGAGUUUAUUGACAUUGUCGAGACCGUAUUCCGCGGUGCUAGAAAAGGACGUGGUCUGGUGGUGUCCCCGAAAGAUUACUCAACAAAAUACAGAUACUGAUCAUAUACUUAUAUAGAUCUUCUCAUUCUCAUUUUAGUUCUGUAUGUAUGUCAGUUUGAAAUGUUGUGUUUGGUGCAAUUAUUUCAUGUUUUGGGGGGGGGGGGGUUUUAACCCUUUCACCCCUAUGUAACUUUCGUAGACUCUACCAUGCAUUGAUCUGGAUGAGUCCAUUUUGGUCUACAGUGGUGAAAGGGUUAAGGAGGGAAAAAAUCAUGAAUGAUGAUCCGAAAGUUGAGUUUCUGCAACAUUAUCACUGUUCCAUAUUCUUUUACAGAUUUUGAUAAUCUCGGCAAAAACAUUUUUUAUCAAUAAGUCUUUUAAAUUUUGGAUGUAAACAGUUUUAACAAACACACAGGCUAAAAGUUUACCAAUGUAUGUACAAUGGAUACAAGGAAGGAACUCGAUUUCUGGUUAUUAAUGCAAAAUGUUUUAUAAAGACCGAGAUUUUGGACUUUAAUUAGCAAUCUGAAGUCCGUCAGCAAUAUAUUUGUACAUGUAUGCUGUAUAUCAAUGAGAAAAUAUCUAAAAGUGAUGCAAAGAUUAUGAGUGUCAUGAGAUAUCUUGCAUGGUAAUAACUGCAUUGUAUCAAUCAAUAAAUUGUGAAAUAUUGAA